AUGACUCUGGUAAAGACUUGUGUUCAUUACCACUUCUUACCUUUCUGUUUGCACUUUGACCGCUGGAAAGCUAAUGUGAUGCACUUGUUUAUUCAACCAGCAGUAGGAAUCACACCUCGCAACUGUGGCCAAGGGCCGGUCAAGGCUUUGGAGGAAGCACGGGCGCUCUUGGCAUCAAUUGGCUCACCCUCACCAACAACACCAUCAACGAACGACAGGGUUCAUGCUUUGAUCUAUCAAGCGGACGCGCUGGUUGACUAUGGACGGGAGAUGUUGCAUGCUUAUCCGUAUCGGGAGGUGCCGUCUUACUGGAGAGAGUUUUAUACGGAUGCUGGGAUCCUUAAGGCACUGGCGCUUGGGUUCUCAGCUUUCAGGGGUCGGGAUGAAGGUGGUGGUGUUGGUGUUGGUGGUGGACUGGAGGUGGUGGCGGUGGAUGUGGAGCCGUUGAAGGUGGCGAUUGCUGUGUGCGAUAAUGUGUUAGUGAUGGCGGGGGCGUCAGGAGAGAGGAGGAGGGAUCUUGUCUUUGAGAUGCUUGAUUAUCUUGAGACUGAAAUUGAAAACGGGCAGGAUCAGAAGGAGGAUGGAGCGGCGCCAAUGGUCAAACGACAGAAGUUAUCAGCAGCAGCAACAGCACCUACGGUGGUAAAAGAAAAGGUGAAGCUAGGAGAGGAACCAGAUCAGGAACCGAUACCCGAGAUUCACUUCCCUAUCCUUCGAAUCCAUCUACCCACCAUGGACGAAUUCCAACAGCAUGUUAAUGGUGGAGGCGUAGAGGGAGCAUCCGGGGUGCCUAUUAUAAUCACGGGCGGGAUUGACCAUUGGCCGGCACGGGAGCGGUGGACUGAUCUAGAAACAUUAUGUCGGACGGCUGGACCGGAUCGAUUGGUGCCUAUUGAGAUCGGGAGUCAAUACACGGAUGAGCAGUGGACACAGAAACUGGUGACCAUGCGAGAGUUCAUUCAGGCGUAUAUUCUUCGUGAGAAACAUUCAGGAACUGACGAUGGAGGCAAUGAUGACGGAACCAAUGCUAAAGCAGCGACAGCGGAGAUUGGGUACUUGGCCCAGCAUGAUCUGUUUGCGCAGAUUCCGCGCCUGCGACGAGAUAUCGACAUUCCAGACUAUUGCAUGAUCGGGCCCAACGACCAGGAAGGAUACGACCCUCCAGACGACGUGGUGUUGAAUGCUUGGUUUGGGCCUCGAGGGACUGUGUCACCGAUGCACACGGAUCCGUACCAUAACCUGCUGGCUCAGGUCGUGGGACGAAAGUACAUUCGACUGUAUGCUCCCAAGGAGACGUCCAAGCUGUAUUGUUACGGCAACGAGUCUCAGGAUGAUAAAGAAGGUGAAGGUGAAGGGGAAGGAGACGGUGGUAGCAGCAUGUUGGGUAAUACGAGUCAGGUCAAUGUGGAGGAACCAGACUUGGAACGUCAUCCACGGUUUGCGGAGGCAGAGUAUUUGGAGACGAUUCUUGCGCCUGGGGAGUUGUUGUAUAUCCCGUUCCAGUGGUGGCAUUACAUCCGGUCACUGUCGACUAGUUUUUCUGUCAGCUUCUGGUUCUAA
This is a messenger RNA of Linnemannia hyalina, 1560 nucleotides long. Lineage: Eukaryota; Fungi; Mortierellomycota; Mortierellomycetes; Mortierellales; Mortierellaceae. The record is from the annotation of a GenBank genome assembly.